AUGGCCAUGUUUCUAGCAUAUAUGCCCCCGGACUUUGGCUUACGACCCAUGACUCUGCAGGGGAAAGUUGCCGAGCUGCGACUCGAGCUGAACGCCGGCGGAAAGAAAGAUAAAAACUACACGCAGAAGAAGAUCGCCCUGAAGAAGAUUGUCGCGAAUAUGACUAUGAGCAACAAUGAGAUGGUCUCCCUCUUCCCCGAUAUAAUAGGCUGCAUGCACAUCCAAAGCCUGGAAAUUAAGAAGAUGUGUUUCUUAUUCUUAGUCAAUUAUUCGAGGAUGCGCCCCGAGAUUGCGGUAAAAGCAAUCCCGUUUCUACAACAUGAUAUGGAAGACAACAAUCCGCUCGUCAGGGCUUUAGCUCUCCGAACCAUGUCAUACGUUCACGUCAAAGAAUUUGUCGAAGCUACGGUCCCUCUUGUCAAACGCCUACUCAGAGACUCCGAUCCCUACGUACGAAAGACAGCCGCUUUUUGUGUCGCGAAGUUAUACGAUCAUGAUAAGCACAUGGUUGAACAGUCCGACCUGAUAGAUAGGCUCAAUCAGCUGUUGAGAGAUGACAACCCUACUGUCGUAGCGAGCGCGUUGGCUGGGUUGAUGGAUAUUUGGGAACGCAGCGACUCCAUCAAGCUCACUAUUGAUUACAGCAAUGCCUCUAAGAUGGUAGCAAUCCUACCAGAUUGUUCUGAAUGGGGCCAGACUUACAUCCUCGAGGCUUUAAUGUCUUAUGUACCUCAGGAGUCAGGGGAAGCAACUUUACUGGCUGAACGUAUAGCGCCGCGGUUAUCACACUCGAAUUCCGCUGUGGUACUCACUUGCAUUCGUGUAAUUCUGUAUUUGAUGAACUACAUCGCAGAAGAGAAGCAGAUCUCGGCCUUGUGUCGGAAACUGUCUCCGCCGCUUGUGACGUUAUUAGCAAAGGGCCCAGAGGUGCAAUAUCUUGCUUUACGGAACGCGCUCCUCAUACUUCAGAGAAGACCAGAUGUUUUGCGUAAUGAUAUCCGUGUAUUCUUCUGUAAAUACAACGAUCCGAUCUACGUCAAGGUCACUAAGCUCGAACUGAUAUUCAUGCUUGCUAAUGAGAAGAAUAUCGAUGAAGUACUAACCGAACUGAGAGAAUACGCGACGGAAGUCGACGUGCAUUUCGUUCGUAAGGCAGUGCGAGCCAUUGGCAAGCUGGCCAUUAAGAUUGAGCCGGCUGCGAGACGGUGUAUAAAUCUGCUACUCGAACUUGUCGCGACGAAGGUCCCGUAUAUCGUCCAAGAAGCCACUGUGGUUAUCCGCAACAUAUUCCGGAAAUAUCCCAACCAGUACGAGUCCAUCAUUGGUACGCUUUGCGAACAUCUCGACUCCCUCGACGAGCCCGAGGCAAAAGCUGCAAUGGUCUGGGUUAUUGGGCAGUACGCAGAUCGCAUCGAGAACAGCGACGUUUUACUCGAGGACUUCCUGUAUUCCUUUGCGGAAGAACCCGUAGAAGUACAACUAGCGCUACUCACGGCCACGGUCAAGCUCUUCAUUCAGCGACCCACCAAGGGCCAGGAUCUCGUACCGAAAGUCCUAAAGUGGGCCACGGAAGAAACCGACAACCCGGACCUCCGGGACCGUGCGUAUAUGUACUGGCGCCUCCUCAGCACGGACAUGAAUGUCGCGAAGCAGAUGGUCAUGGGCGAGAAACCCCCCAUCACAGCCGAGUCUGAGAAGCUUGACCCCCAGACCCUGGAGGAGAUGUGUCUCAACGUCGGCACGCUAGCCACUAUCUAUCUCAAGCCCGUCCAAACCGUCUUCCGCAGCGCUCGUCCCCGCCGCCUCCCCGACUCCCCCGCCCUGCAGAAGCACGCCCUCCCCUCCGCUGCCAACUUACCCGCUUUUGAGGCCCAGAAGAGCCUCAGUAUGUUCGGCAUGGGUGGACAACCCGCCGUCUUACGACCCGACAGCAACGACGGCGUUGCUCGCGCCCAGGCCACCGAUGCUAGCAGCAGUAACAGCGGUAAUGGUCCAGACAGCAUGGCUAACGCCGUCAGCGACGCGGACGCGUACUUCGCUGGUAUCGGCAGCCAGCAGAUGGCCGCCAUGGGCAUCCACGAGGCGGGCGAUUCGUCCUUCGGCGGAGGCGGAAACGAGGCUUCCUACGUCGUGAACCAGUACGCACCGCAGCAAGUCUUCCAGCCCGCGCAGGGUGUUGGAAGUAACGGCGACUUGCUGCUUCUAUAG
Daldinia childiae is the source of this 2208-nucleotide messenger RNA. RefSeq names its product AP-1 complex subunit beta. Lineage: Eukaryota; Fungi; Ascomycota; Sordariomycetes; Xylariales; Hypoxylaceae. Gene Ontology annotation, biological process: intracellular protein transport; vesicle-mediated transport. The record is from RefSeq and is a predicted model, not a curated record. The transcript has 4 exons. Bases 1 to 2208 code for a protein of 735 amino acids. Gene Ontology annotation, cellular component: membrane coat. Gene Ontology annotation, molecular function: clathrin binding.